AAUCAGGUUACUCGAUAUUACUGUACUUUACUCGGCCCUACCGCCUCUUGCUCAGGUAGACGGAAGAACCCGCUGAAAAGUCAUCUCUUCAGGCCUGCAGUCACCUCACAUUAUCAUCAUGGCAAUGAACGGCUCAGCAGACAUCUUGAGCUCUGCAUACCUGGCUGUGGAGUAUGUUGAUGCAGCACUGCCAGAAAAUCCCCUCCAGCCCUCCCUGAAACACGCCUGGGACUACAUGCUGGACAACUACACCAAGUUUCAGAUUGCCACCUGGGGGUCUCUCAUUGUCCAUGAGUUCAUUUAUUUCCUGUUCUGCUUGCCUGGUUUCCUUUUCCAGUUCAUGCCCUUCAUGCAAAAAUACAAGAUUCAACAGGACAAACCAGAGACAUGGGAGAAACAGUGGAGAUGUUUCAAGAUGCUGCUGUUUAACCACUUUUGCAUCCAGCUACCUUUGAUCUGUGGGACAUACUACUUCACUGAGUUCUUUAACAUCCCUUACGACUGGGACUCCAUGCCACGCUGGCCGUAUGUCCUGGCUCAGUGUUUUGGCUGCGCUGUCGUUGAAGAUGCCUGGCACUACUUCCUCCAUCGUCUGCUGCAUCACCGCAGAAUCUACAAAUACAUCCACAAAGUCCACCAUGAGUUCACUUCUCCGUUCGGCAUGCAGGCAGAAUAUGCUCAUCCUGCAGAGACUCUUAUCCUGGGAGCGGGUUUCUUCAUUGGCAUCAUGAUCUUCUGCAACCAUGUGUUCUUCCUGUGGGCCUGGGUGUCCUUCCGCCUGCUGGAGACCAUUGAUGUCCACAGUGGCUAUGACAUCCCUCUAAACCCACUGCACCUGAUCCCGUUCUACGCGGGAACCCGUUUCCACGACUUCCACCACAUGAACUUUACAGGGAACUAUGCCUCUACCUUCACCUGGUGGGACAAGCUGCUGAAGACAGACGGCCAGUUCAACAAGUACAUGCAGAAACAGGGAGACAAGAAGGAGCAGUAAAGGUCCUCAAUGCUUCGGUUCAUCUGUUGAUACACUCACAACUGGUCUGCGUGGAGGAAGAAGGGGGCAGCAGAACAGACACAAUGAGCACACACAAACUCUGAUGAUUUUGGGACAUACAGUUAACAAACACUACAGGUGUACUUGAAAGCAAUCAGACUGACUCUGGUUUGAUUCUGAAUCAAACUGUUUGUUGGUUUCAGUGUGUCAUCUGUGCCUCUCUGCAAAAAGAUAGUACUGUUGUCCUCUUCUGCCAACAGCUGUUGACUGAAUAAAAGCAUCAACAUCCUCAUUUUGAGUUUUUGCUUUGUCUGGUCAAUGAGGGGAAAAGGCUGUACCAUAAAACUCUCUCGUGAAAUGCUUCCACUUACCUCUGAAUGUCUUAGCACUAUAGCACUUCCUCUUUAAUGAAACUGAGUCAUUGUGACUUUGUGUUGUUGCUGCAGUUCUGAGGAAACUGUUGAAUUUUCAUAAUAAAAAGGGUUCGGCUCAUAUGGCACUUUUUUGUCUAAGACUGUUAAAAAUAAUAAAAAGCUGUUGAUUUAACAAAAUAAA
Labrus bergylta (ballan wrasse) is the source of this 1549-nucleotide messenger RNA. It is a transcript of the gene msmo1, whose product is annotated as methylsterol monooxygenase 1. NCBI's taxonomy places the organism in Eukaryota, Metazoa, Chordata, Actinopteri, Labriformes, Labridae. Gene Ontology annotation, molecular function: C-4 methylsterol oxidase activity; iron ion binding. Gene Ontology annotation, cellular component: endoplasmic reticulum membrane. Gene Ontology annotation, biological process: sterol biosynthetic process. The record is from RefSeq and is a predicted model, not a curated record.